AUGGCUGCGGCCGCGGCGGCUCGACCUGUGCAGGUCGCACGUAAUCGUCGCGAUGGUGUGCCACGUACCGGAGGUGUCAAAGGAGGCACUGCAAACUCAGAAAAGACCAAUGGACAUGGAUCGGCUUCGAUGGGCCAAGGGCAGCCCAGUAAUAAGAGAAGGAAGCUUACUGUUGAGCCCCAUGUUCGCACGCAGGAUUACAUCUUGAAUAAAUACAAGGGCAAGCCAGUCUCGAUGACUGUCCAUCUGCAUCAGACAUAUUUCCGCUUUGAAAACCAGGAGGGCAGUUGGGCAUACGACUCGCCCAUGCGAUUCGUUGUUCAGCACUUGCGCCAGCAGACAAUACCUCAUGGCCUCAUGGAAGAGCUUCUGGACGCGCGCGUGCCUUUCUAUGAUGGUUGUCUCAUUGUAGAGGUCCACAACCACAGACAAUUUAAUGGCAAGGACAAAGCAAGGCCAGAUUCGGCUAUUGGGAACGACCAGACCAAGUUCUCCAUGAACAACUUCACGAACUAUAUCACUCCAUCCCCUUUCGCGCCAUACCCACAAGCAGCCAAAGUCGAGGAUGCCACGAAUAAACCCGCGACCCAAGAAGCGACAAAAUCGGAACAGCGCAAAGGAAGCAAAGAGCAGAGCGGUCCUCACGUCUCGACGAUAGUCCUACACCCGACCACACUAUCCAGGCAUAAAGAAAUCGAGCUUGCCGCGAGGACACGCGCCGUCGAUCUCUUGGGAUCGAGCGCGGAGCAAUCUACGCCAUCGAAUGCCGUGACUUCGGGAGCAUCGCGUACAUCCCCUGCUGCCGGCAAUAGAAUGAUUGUGGACGCACAGAACGCAUACGAAUUCGAAGCAAAACUGCUCUUAUACACUGAGCCUCCCUUGUUUCUGGAGCCUGUGAGCCAUCCCGAGCAAGCACAGAAAGUAUUGGAUCUUCUUUCGAACCCCUUGCAUGACAACAAACCGCCUUCGCCGAAGGUCCGGAAGAGAACUACCGCGCAGAUGGCCGCGGACGAUGCGCAAGCAGCAGAGGCUGAGCGCAGAAUGCUCAUGAUGGACGAACGUAUCAAACCUUCGGUAGGAGCUGGCGCUACUACCAGUGAGAGUCAGGGCGCUGCCGCAUCACUCGGAAUCUCACGAUUCAAAACCAUACAGAUGGCAAAGGAGAAGAUCGCAGAGCAGGAAACGCUCAAGAAAGCCGAGGAAGCGCAAGCAGCCGCUAAACGACGGCAACAAGAAGAAGCUCACGCAGAGAACCUACAACGACAACAGCAGCAAAAAGAAGAAGAGGAGCGACGCCGACAAACUCUUAUGCAGAGGACAGCCGAUGCGCGCGUUCAGAAGGCAGCGCAGCAAGCACAUGCUCUUGCAGCUAGUCAGGCCAAGCAAGCCCAGGCCCAGGUCAUGGCGGCGCAGCAACAACAGCAAGCCCAGAUGAAUCAUGCUCUCGCAGCACAAACAGCUCAAAACAAUCUGCUUGCUCAACAUCAAAGCAAUCUUCAACAUGGUAUGGUCGCUCAGAACAGCCCGAUCGUCAGGCAGCAAACACCCAUGGUCAAUUCAUCUCCAAUGAUGCCGCAGGGCUUCCCCGCGAGUGCUGCGAGUCAAGCCGCAGGUAGUCCACCGAGGCCUGCGUCAGCAACAAUGCCGCAUCCCAUGGUACGCCAGGCUAGCCAGCAGCAAGUCGCUAGUCGACACGGCACGCCACCGGUCCCUCAAGGCACUCCAAGCAUGCAAGCUCAGACAAUGGCAAACCGAGCCGUAUCCCAGACACCGCGCGCGACACAAGCAAGUCCAGUACCUGGAACGCCCGUUGUGCCCGGUGCUGCCAUGCCGAACAUAAUAGCCGCAAAUCGCUUCACGCCAGAACAGUUGCUCAUGAUGCAGCAUCAAAAGCAGAGCAUGAUUAACCGUGGAAACGUGGGUCCGGGAACUCCAGGCCUUGAGCAGAGUCCCAUGACCCCACAGCAAAUUCAGAUGGUCAUGAAUCGCAAUCUCCAGAAUCAGCAGAUGCUGAUAGCGCAAGCUAAUGACCCCAGUAAUCCACAAGCUCAAAAUCAAGCACGCAUGAUUCUCAGUCGUCAUAUGCAGCAGCGGGCCACGUUGAACGCGCAGAGAUUGCAGGCUGCCAACCCCAAUGCCGGGCUUCAAGGAGCACAACAAGUGGCUCAGGCUCAAGCUCUCGCACAAGCGCAGGCGCAGGCGCAGGCGCAGGCGAGUGGUAUGAAUGAGCAGCUGCGGCAGCAACAGUUGCAACAGGGACAGCGCGAAGUCCAACAACUGGUCCAGCAAUUCGGAAACAUAUCUCAAAUACCUCAGCAAAUGCUCAGUCAACAUGCUAAGUUUUUCCUGGUGCAAAGGCAGCAGGCUCAACGAAGUCAAAUGUUGGCUAGACAGGCACAACACGCGCAAAGCACCGGUCAGACUGUGGCCGGUGGCGCAGGAGGAAAUCCGGAGUACAUGCAGCAGCUACAGCAGCAGGCCAUGCUACUUCAGCAACAACAACACGCCCAGCAGCAGCAGCUACAGCAGCAGCAACAACAGCAGAGCGGUACGAACCCUGUAGCGAGCGCACAGAUUCAAGGCAUGGCAAUGGGAAUGGGCAACAUGGGAAUGAUGGGCAUGAACAACAUGCAGCAGCAAUUCGGCACUGCCGGGCAACAACAACACGACUUCACCCAGCAAUUUGCGGCAAUGCAAAAUGCCCUGAACCAAUCGAAUCGGCAGCAGAACGGCAUGCAGUAG
Molecule: messenger RNA, 2742 nt
Organism: Dissoconium aciculare CBS 342.82
Lineage: Eukaryota; Fungi; Ascomycota; Dothideomycetes; Mycosphaerellales; Dissoconiaceae
Exons: 1
Coding region: 1-2742 (913 amino acids)
Biological process (GO): regulation of transcription by RNA polymerase II
Cellular component (GO): SAGA complex
Molecular function (GO): transcription coregulator activity
Source: RefSeq, a predicted model, not a curated record